AUGGCUUACGAUGGAGGAACCAUAAAUUUCAAGCCAUCAUGUGGCCAUUUCAUAACUUUGAAGGUGCUAUCGAAGAAUUCAAAGCGGCCACGCCCCGUAAAGACAAACAUUAUACCCCCGGGAGCAAAAGAAGGAGAGAAGACUGCGUUCUUUCUUGACAUUGUCUUCACGGAAGAGGAAUGUAAGGAACUCAUUCGAUGUUCUGAGGAGAAGGGGUACGAGCAAGCAUUGGUCAACGUUGGCGGUGGGAGACAGAAGCUGAUGCUCUCGGCUCGCAACAACCAGCGCUGUUUGAUCGACUCGACUGAGCUGGUCGACGCCUUCUGGGAGACACUAGCCGAGUUCAUUCCGCAGACGUUUUACGGAUACAAAGCCCUAGGACUGAACGAGAGACUGCGAUUUCUGCGAUACGAUCCGGGUGAAUACUUCAAGCCGCACUUCAAUGGAAGCUAUGAGCGCAAAAAUGGAGAACACUCCAUGGUCACUGUGCAGAUUUAUCUAAACGAGAUCAACUUAGAGUUGUUCCAGAAUCUUCUUGAUGAGCGCCUCAAAGAUACUGUGCAGACUAAAGAUGAUCCCAAUCUUCUGUCUGAAACAUACGAGUCCAUCACAACAUCUGUGCUUGAUGAGAUCUGCCCUGUCACAACCAGAGUUCGCACAGUCAAGUCCAGGCUACCGUGGUACGACAACAACAUCCAUGAAGAAAGACGAAUCCGUAGACGGCUUGAGCGCAAAUGGCGCAAAAGUCGUUUGGACACAGACUAUGACGCGUUUCUAACUCAGAAGGAUAAUGUACAGCUGGCCAAGAAAUAA
This is a messenger RNA of Patiria miniata (bat star), 813 nucleotides long. RefSeq lists its product as uncharacterized. The record is from RefSeq and is a predicted model, not a curated record. Gene Ontology annotation, molecular function: procollagen-proline 4-dioxygenase activity. The transcript has 6 exons. Gene Ontology annotation, biological process: peptidyl-proline hydroxylation to 4-hydroxy-L-proline. Lineage: Eukaryota; Metazoa; Echinodermata; Asteroidea; Valvatida; Asterinidae. The coding region runs from base 1 to 813 and encodes 270 amino acids. Gene Ontology annotation, cellular component: endoplasmic reticulum.